AUAGCUGAUCAGUCUGCGAGUACACGUUGGCCGAGCCGGUUCUAGUAGCGUUAAGAAACGUCGUUGUCACGGUCGAGUUCUAGAGUGUGCACAGGAAGAAGCAAGUGACAGGUGCGAUCAGCGAGCGUGAUGAGGAUUGUUGCAAAAAACGCGGUGUUCUAUUUUAGAUCCUAACAGCCUUCGUGGACGGGUGUGUGUGUGUGUUCCCGCGCGUACAAAAGCCGAGUGAAACAGGAGAAAAUAUUUAAAUAAUUUUCACUUUCGCGCGGGUCUCCUUCUUGGCGGGCAAAUAAAGACGUCCACCAAAUACGUCGUGUCGUGUCAAGAAGAGUAAAUAUGAUUUUUCGAUCGUUUCUGGUGACGUGUGAUUGAAGUGUUAUCUACCCUAGACAACAGUCUACCAGUACGUGUGUGGGAAGAAAACAACAAAUAGAAGGUUCAAGUGUCCAAAAUAACAGUGUAUUUGCGACGUGGGGAAUUGCUUUCCGACACAAGUGAAGGAGCAAGCUAUAUAUAUAUACCGUUCGCGUGACGCACGUUUUGUCGUGAAACGAAAGAUCUCAUUGUUAUGAUUUGUGUUUGCGAUAUCAGGUUUAGCUAAAUCGAAAAAAGAAAAUGCCGCUGUAUUCCGAGUUGUAUCACAAUUUUAUCGGCAAUGCACCUGUGAUUCCGUCACCGAUCUUGUCACCGAUGCCGUCCAGCUCAUACAUUGCGCCGAGUUAUGUGGGCGUUUCCCGUUCCUACGGAAAUCCUAUAACAGCCACUCGAACGCCAUCUUUUUCACGAGGCUACGUCCCGAAACUAACCCCAAUCACAGAAACCCCUCGCAGUCGUAUAACGGGUCUGACCCGUCUCAAUUCCCCGAAAUAUCUCCCAUGUCAUGCUUCACCGACUUACCAGAAGCCGAGACGUGUCAUCAACACAGCAGAUAUCGACGUAUCCGCGAGUCGCUAUGCCAUCCGAGAUAUUACACCGAUUCGCGAUCGAUAUCCAUCAUCAUCCCCGACUUCAUCGAUAUCCCCGGACCCCCUUACCUCAUCCAACAUAAGCGUUCGUGAGCAGGAACUCAUCGAACGAAAUGAGCAACGGAAGGCCCGUUCCGCUAUCAAUCGGAACCGAGCAGUCGUUCGACUCAACACUAUGCGCGCCCGUAGCAAAUCUCGUGGCAGUCGUGGUAGUACCGAGCGAAAGUCCCCUCAUCGAACGGACUCGACGGAAAGUUCUUUUCAAGAGGAUACUCUAUAUCGUGACACUCAACCCAAAACCACCUCCUGGCGGGACCAGUUUCGUGGUGAAUUAACUCUUCAGUCGAAGAAAGUUGAAUCCAGCAAAAGCCCUGGUGAACUGCUACUCGAAAAACAUCUAAUCCGUGACGAUGACGAAACUCCUUUGCUGAUCGAGGACAUUGUUUAUAAAUCACCGGUCAUGAAGCGGAGAGCUACUGUUCGACGAAAGAGUACUGCAAAAAUUCCUAGUUUCCAUGAAAUUUGCUCCGACAUUAGCUCGGACAAGCUUGAUGAUGAUCUUAACGCGGGUGAGCUGCGUCGUCGAGCUUCCCAGAUUAUUGAAGAUGAAAUUGCUCAAUUUCAACAAGAAUUACACGAAGCCAACGGAAUCAUGAAUGAUCAGUUGGAGGAACGUCUCAAGUCUGCUCUAGAGCAGCAGAUAACCGAGUCCGAUGUGCAGUUUCCUGAAAAGAAAAAAAUAAAAAAGAUUAAGCGAGCUCGAAGUAAGCCUCUGCCGAAAAUUGAUGUCGACAAUAAUGUGGUGUACGAUCAGCCCAAGUCGGCGAUCACAAUUACCGCAGAUAGUCCGAUUAUCGAAAAUAUGCCUACUUCCAAAAUCACGGCCCAGGUGGAAGCUGUCGAAGAAUGUGCCGUGUUCAAACUGCCCAAGAAAAAGAAGAAAGUGUCAAGUGAUUCAUCUCCUGAAAGUGGCGAGAGCCAGCCUAAAAAGACGCAGAAAAAGACAGAUCCUGUUGUGGUGGAGCAGAGUAACAUUGUGGCUCCAGUUCGGAAAGUUGAAGUAUCUGUAGUUGGACAGGUGGAACCAAGAGUCGGCGACACGACACUUGGCGAAUUGGCACAACGAAGAAAAGCCCAGGAACUGCAGCGAAAGAUGGACACGCUUUCGAAGCUCGGUGGAAAAAAGGCACCUGUAGAUACGGUACUGAAUCUUCCAGCUAGGACUGCUGAAACUGAUCCUGCGGUUGAGAGGGAAAUUGAGCAACUUGAGCCACCUAAACAGAAGAAGCUUGAACCACCUGGAAAGAAGGUUCCAGGGAUUUCGGCAGAACGUAAAAAAACGCAAGAUUUAGAGAAAAAGAUUGAAGCGAUAGCCAAACUUGGUGAAUCGAUGGAUUUAGCUAAUAUUUGGGACCAGUGUGCUACAGCUACCGCCACAGCUACGAAUGUCGUGAAAAAGUUACCUACCGGGGCUAACCAGGAACAGAGGUCAACAAAAUUGGACAUGUCGGAACAGCUGUUAGAAAUCCCAACUAAAAUCCCGGAGAAGAAAGUUCUAAAAGAUCUACAGAAAAAAGGUGGAGCUUCUUCGAAUUCAAACAACAAAAAGGUUCCAGAACCGCAAACAAAAACGAAACCAGACGAGAAGACUGAAAAGAAUGUUAAAAAUGAGCGAACUAUAUCACCUCCCGGUACGAAGUUAACAAAAUCAUUGGAGAAAGAAAUUGUUAUAGCGAAAGUCCAAACUGGGGGCAUCGAAAAGAAUGAAUAUCCAAAGGAUGAUAAGAAAGAGACUGAAAUUAAACUAUCAGCUGCUACUGAACAGCAAACGUCAAACGUUAUUGCAGAAAAUAUUUCCGUUUCUGAAAUAAAGGCCCAAGGAGUUUCGAAAUCAAUACUAAAAUCAAGUUUAGCGCCAGUGAACGUUGACAACAAUCUUGAAAAAUCCGACAGUAAGAAGACUCCAGAUGAUACAAGAUUACUACCAGUCGCUGCACCGGACCAUGUCAAACUGGAAUCAACAAAACCUAAGAUUUGUACCAAAUCUUUAUUAGAAACUAAUAAGGUAAAAGAUAACAUUUCGGACGGUGUCGUACAGAAAGUUGUGCAGACACAAGAAAAACCGAAAGUUGGCUCUAAGUUACCAGAGAAGAUCACCGCUCCUGAAUCGUCAGUAUUUACAUCUAAUGCUCUUCUUGAAGCUCAGCUAGAAUCUCCGAAAUCCGUCUCUCCUACAUCAAAAGCCUUCGAACCUCCGAAAAUCAAGCAAAAACAGGAAGAGUUCCUUAAACCAAUUCUGAAAUCAAGUAAAAAUCCCCCGGAUAUUAAAGUACCUUCCCAGGAAGAAGAAGACUUCUGGGGAAAUCUUGGAACGAGAGAAACUAUUGCGUUCGCUCGAAGGAAGCAAAACAUCGAGCGCCGCAACCAGUUAUUUCUUCUCAAGUUCAGUACGAUGGAAGAGGACAGUGAAGAAGUUCCCCCGCCAAUCGACAAACCGAAGGAUACAGCUAAGUCAAAGAGCACACCCGCUAAAAAGUUGAUGGCAUCACCGGCAGUGUCGGAAGCCGAGCAGUCAGUACCACCACCAAUGUCGAAACCAAAAUGCGACGAGAUUACCACUGUUGGACGGUCCCGUGAAUUAGAAACAGCCAAGGAAAUCCCUAAUGAGAGUGUCCCGAAGAAAGCUUUCGUGGUUACACCUGUAAAGCUUGAUGAAUCGCCGGAAAGCCGUAGGGAAAAACAAGUUCCUUUCAAGCCUCCAGAAUCCAGUAAAAUAAUGAAGGCAGGCGAAGAACCAAAGCCCAUUGGACAGAAGAAGUCAACUUCCGACUGCAACUCUCUUGAAGAAUCAUCAACCAGUCCCAAAGAGAAGCAAGCCCCAAUACAAUUGGCAGAUAUCAAAAAAUCUCUCACGUCAGUGAACGAUCUGCAAGCUACGUCAUCGAACAAACUAAUUGCCGAUGGGAAAUCUCUGAAGGUCGUAACAGAUGAUCAAAACAAAACUCCAUCAAAGCAUGGAGAGAUUGAUAAAAUUGUAGUGUCAAAAGUUUCUGAACAUCCGGAAGCACAAAAUCUAAACACAGAAGACGAAACGGUAAAAGAACCCCCAAUGAGUCCUAAAGAAAAACCAGUACUACCCAAGAUAGCCGCUCUGAAAAAGACACUGGCAGUAGGAGGCGUUUCCAAGGAACCUUCGAAGAUCUUGAGCAAGAAAUCCGUUGAAGAGGACGAGAUGCUCAAAACAGUACCACAACCGAAGCUAGCGACGACAGACGAGUCUCCGAAACCAGCCCGGAAAGUUUUCGGUUUUAAAAAGACUCCAGCUGAAGAAGAAUCCACGAAGCAGUUGUUACCAACAAAGAACUUGGAAAAUCCCCCCAAACAACCGACUCCGGUCGUCAAAGAUCUACUAGCACCAUCCAUACUCGAUAAUCAACAAACCCCCGUGCACCAAUCAAACACUAAUCUAAAACCCUUCACAGAAACUGAUCCGACGGUAUCGGCAGAAACACCUAAAAAACUGUCACCGAAGGAAAUGGUCAAAGCUGUAGCACCAACGAUCGCGGCCGCUGCCGAGAAAAGGCUUGCACAAGCGCAGAAGACGUCCACUGAGUCGUCCACAGUUUUGAAACAGGAAAAUACUACCGACAAACCGGAAACUCCGAAAAAGACUGGGCCCAAGCCGCAGGCGGCUGUCGAACCCUCACCGAAGAAAGCAGCCAACGGUAAUGAGGAAGACGAUCCCACUACCAAGAAACCAUCGAGUGGUGGCGGUGAGAAAAAGGUAAAGAUAGUUAAGAAAGUGAUAAGAAUAGUUAAAACGAAGGGAAAUGCACCGCCGGUAUUGGAUGCAGCUGCCAAGGCCGAAGCUGACCGACUCGAAGCCGAGCGUAAGAAACAGCAAGAAAAUGUCGAAAAAAUGAAAGCAAAGGUAAACCAGAUUACAUUGAACAUGGGCGUUAAACUCGAGGUGGAAAUAAAAGAAUGUACAAAGUGCCAACAGGCAGCUCUAACCAACGCACUUCCGGUCAACAAACCUCAACCGGCAUCGGGUGAUGAUAAGCCAGCGCCAGGCGAGGAAGGAGGUACGCUAACGAAGAAUAAAUUUGGCGUCGUUACAAAUCUAAGUGCUGUAUCGGCAGCGAGUGCAGGUAAUCGAUCAGUUGGUGAUCAAGUGGCAACGGGCGCGGAUCAGCAGAACAAACUUCUAACUCAAACCGGCAAGGCACGAUACUCUUCCAGCAGUAGCGAAGUAGACAAAGACACCGCUUCCGAAACUUCAUUCUCCGGUGUCGAAGACGACUGGUCAUCGGACGAGGAGGAGGAAAUGGCAAACGACAAGCCAGAUAAGAAGAAGUUUGACCCGCAGAAGCGGGUAAAGCUGAACGUCGAACAGAUGCGCAAAUGUUACUCUAAGGAGGAAAAAUCUCCGAUCGUGUUGGUGGCACGCCCGAGGCCUCUGUGGAAGGUAAAGCGACACGGACAUCGGCACAAUCGGCAUGCAGACCUGACCAGCAGCAGUGGAAGUGACGACGAGUCCGAAUCGGCCACGGAUCAGACCUCAUCGGAGACCGCUUCCACGGUGGAUGCCUCCUCGGACAUCAACACCGACAGCAGUGUGAACAGUAGCCGCGGUAACAAUAAGAAAAAACCGCCAAAGUUCAGCAGUAAAACCAGUGAAGUGGGCAGUGAUAUCUAUGACAAUCCGAUGGUGAUUCCUUUACACUCGGAACCAGCUAGUAGAAAAAGUUCGGGAAAAGAUGAGAACAACAACGAACGCAGUCAGUCUGGGUCGCAGCAGAACGAGGAUGAUGACGAGAACAACAAAAACACCGGAAAUCAUGAAAUCCGUAGCACCAGUACUAGCAGCCACGAUUCAGGAUUCUACGGCGGUGGAACGGCACCGAUUAGCCCCAAGAAAGCAAUGGAAACAUCCUACACGUAUGCACAAUUUCAGAAAACGGGUAAACUGACAGCUCCGGCCACAGUGAUACCACGUUUUAGGAAAUACAACGUUGAUGAUUUCCAUUUUUUGACUGUGUUAGGAAAAGGUAGUUUUGGAAAGGUAUUUUUAGCUGAACUAAGGAACACAGAGUACUAUUACGCGGUGAAAUGUUUGAAGAAGGAUGUCGUGCUGGAGGAUGACGACGUCGACUGUACGCUGAUCGAGCGAAAAGUGUUAGCACUGGGCACUAAACAUCCAUUUUUGUGCCACCUGUUUUGUACGUUUCAAACAGAUAGUCAUUUAUUUUUCGUCAUGGAGUACCUGAACGGGGGCGAUUUAAUGUUCCACAUACAGCAGAGCGGCCGUUUCACAGAGCCACAGGCGCGGUUCUACGCUGCCGAGAUAGUAUCCGGCCUAAAGUUCCUCCACCGGAAGGGCAUUGUAUAUCGGGAUUUGAAGCUGGAUAAUGUCCUGCUGGACUACGAUGGUCACGUGCGAAUAGCGGACUUUGGCAUGUGCAAGCUAGAGAUCUAUUUGGACCGGUUGGCUGACAGUUUUUGUGGCACACCGGAUUAUAUGGCGCCUGAAAUCAUUAAAGGUCAAAAGUACAAUCAAGCCGUCGAUUGGUGGUCGUUCGGUGUGCUGGUAUAUGAGAUGUUGGUUGGACAGUCACCCUUUAGUGGCUGCGACGAGGACGAACUGUUCUGGUCAAUCUGUAACGAAAUUCCAUGGUUCCCGCACUAUCUAUCCAAGGAAGCACUCAAACUAUUGAAGUCGCUCCUUGAGAAAGAUGCUACGAUACGGUUAGGUUGCCUCAAUACGUUGGAAGAGGAUAGCGAUGUAAAGUAUCAUUCGUUCUUCCAAAGCAUCGACUGGCAAAAGCUGGAAAGAAGAGGACUGGAACCACCUUUCAAGCCGCAAGUGCGACAUCCUCUGGACACACAGUAUUUCGAUAAGCAGUUUACGCGCGAGAGAGCGCGCCUUACACCCAUCGACCGCAACAUCCUGGCUUCGAUGAAUCAGGCCCAGUUCGAGGGGUUCACCUAUACCAAUCCGAACAAUACGCUAACGAAAUUGCGGGAAAAACAACGAAAGAAACAAAAGAAAAUGUAUUUUUGUCCUCAAUGUGGUGAUAUUAAAGUAACGUAUAAUAUAUUUUAAAAAGAGCAGAAAGGAAAUUCAAUUGUGAGAAAGCUUAACUAGCGAUUUUUUAUGUAUAGGAUUUUCAACCGAUACUUUUGAGGCUGCAAUAAUUAAAAAAAAUAAGCUAAGCGUGAAAGUCGUGAAAAGUGAGAAAGGUUUAAUGAUUCUGCUAUAUUUUGUAUUUUGAUGCAAAUCCAGGAGUGAAUAUUUUUAUACAAAAAGAAAUGAAUUGGAAACCGAGAAACGUUGACUUUUUUUUAUUAAACCACAUUUUUGACAGCUGCGUAAACUAAUGUUGUGACUGACUCGACCCUCAAUGUUGCCCCAUUUAUGCUCACAAUCCCAGCACCCUGUGACUGUUCGAGUGCCUUCGUGUAAGCAAAAGCAUUCUAGUACUGUUACCACUUUCAUACAAUGAUUUUGACAUCACAACUCGAAAAAAACAAACAACACUAAUAAAACAAUACUUUUGACAUUUUUUGACCUCCCUUCCCCUGCCCACGGCGAAUACAAAACAGGUCCAUUGAAGUCACCUGCCACCCAUUACGCUGUCGCUCAGAAAGCCAUUACAGAAGAUUCUACGUUUAGACCCACAAGCUACAGCCUGCUUAUUUUAUUACGGAAGUUCAUGUAUACUUUAUGCUAGUUUUUUACCUGUAAACGAUAUUUGAUUUUUGCGUUCUAAAUACUACAGCAGAAACAUAAUCCAGCCGGUUAUCUGAGUUGUGAAAAAAUCUCAGUUAUCUAUUUCGUAGACUCGUAUUUGUUGGAAACAAUUGGACUUUUUAAAUGUCGUCAAUCGUAUACUUUUCCCUUGUGAAU
Topomyia yanbarensis is the source of this 7875-nucleotide messenger RNA. RefSeq lists its product as uncharacterized. Gene Ontology annotation, molecular function: protein serine/threonine kinase activity; ATP binding. NCBI's taxonomy places the organism in Eukaryota, Metazoa, Arthropoda, Insecta, Diptera, Culicidae. The transcript is spliced from 10 exons. The coding region runs from base 616 to 7071 and encodes 2151 amino acids. Gene Ontology annotation, biological process: protein phosphorylation. The record is from RefSeq and is a predicted model, not a curated record.